Molecule: messenger RNA, 2967 nt
Organism: Rotaria sp. Silwood1
Lineage: Eukaryota; Metazoa; Rotifera; Eurotatoria; Philodinida; Philodinidae
Source: the annotation of a GenBank genome assembly
AUGAAUGAUGCAACAAGUGUGCUCACAAGUCAUACAAAAAAAUAUCAUAUACCAUUAAAUCAUAUCAAUCAUACAUAUAUAGAACAAUGUACAGAUGGAAUUGAACUUGAACAAAUACUCAAAGUAUUAAUAAGUGGAGAAAUUGGUUCACAUACAAUUUUGGAACAAUUAACAAUUGAUCGAAUUCGAAAGAUUCAAUCAACAAAGUAUCAAACAUUUCGACAAGAUCAAAUUUCAAUCAAUAAUAAAUCAACUUCAUCGAAUAAUGAAUCACAACAAAUUACUAAUGUUAUUCAUUCAAUAUCUAAUUCUUCAAAUAUCAAUAAUGGCAAUGCUACUAUUUCCGAACCUAUCAUAAAUAAUGAUUUUAAAGUAACAGUACCAAAAAGUAAUGAAGAAUGGGCAAAUUUUGAACAGCAAGUUUCUUCUGAAUUUAAUACGGAUUGGGAAGAUAAUAAUAGUGAUAAUAAUGAAUUAUUAAGAACUCAAUCUUAUGAAGAUCGUAAACGUAUUCAUACAGCUGAACAACAUCGUCUUAAUGGAGAUACAGCAUUUAAAUUAAAUAAUUAUCAACAAUCAAUUGAUUUAUAUACAAAAAGUAUUACACUUGAUAAAAAUCCAAUAACAUAUAUGAAACGAGCAAUAGCAUUUUUUAAAUUAGAUAAUUUUGAUUCAUCUAUACAAGAUUGUUCUCAAGUAUUAUCAAUUAAUUCAAAAGAUAUUCAAGCUUUAUUUCGUCGAGCUUCAUGUUAUUUUGCUAAACAACAAUAUGAUAAAGCAAAAAAUGAUCUUGAUAAUAUUCUUAUAAUUGAACCUGAUAAUGAUGAAGCACAAAACUUAUUAAAUAAUGUUUUAACUGUUCGACAUAUGAAUAGUAAUUUAAUUGCCAGUGAUAAUAAAGUUGAAUCACCAACUACUAUAUCUUUACAAAUUCCAUCAUUAGAAAUCGAAGAUAAAGAAGAACAACAAGUAAACAAUACCAUGAGUCAUUCUAUGAAUAUAGAUAUUUCUCAAAAUCAAAAUAUACAUUCUAAUUUUAAUGUUGAAUUUGAUCAUCAUACAAAUCAAUAUCAAUUAUCAUCAUUACAUGAUGAUGAAGAUGAUAUGGCAUUAGGUGAUGAAGCUAAUGGUGGUAUAGUAGAAAAUUUAAGUGAUGAUGAAGAACAUAUUGCACGUAGUGGAAAUGUAUCACCAACUAAUAAUAAUGAUUCUGAUACACCAGAAUCAAAUAAUCGAAAACCAUUCGAACCAACAUCAAUAAAACAAACAAUUAUAAAUACGACAAUUGAUGAUAGUAUUGCUAUUGGAAUGAAUGAAAAUCAUAAACAAUAUAAUACUUCAAAUAUAUAUCAUCAUCAUCAACUAAGUACUGAUUAUGAUGAUUUACAUGAUAAACUAAAUAAUCAUAAUAUACCAUCAAUAUCAAAGAAUUCUCCAACAUAUAAAUCAAAUACAAGUUUUUCAAAUUCAUGGACAAAUCAUAAUGAUACAUAUACGCGAAGUAUAUCAAUUACUGAUACUAUUUCAAAUUCAAAUUUUGGUUUAACUAUACAAAAUUGGUUACAUGAUUUAGUUAAAUCUCAACCAAAUCAUCGAUUUUCAUCAUAUUAUGAUCGACCAUGGUCAAAAAAUUCUAUACCAUGGUCACUUAAUAAAAUUAUGGGUGAUAUUGAAAGAUUUAGUGAAUCAAAUAAUUAUAAAAAUGCUAUUGAUGUAUCAAAAAAAAUGCUUCACAAUGGCAUACUAGAUUAUCAUUAUUAUACAGAAUAUAUUGUUCAAAUAUUGACUAUUUGUGCUGAAUGUUAUUUAAAACUUAAUGAUAAUAUACAUGCUAUUCAAUAUGCUACUGAAGCUUUACAAUAUAAUAAAAACGAUAGUGAUAUAUUAUUUUGUCGUGCUAGAGCAUUUGAAAAUGAAAAAUUUUUACUCUUCAGUUAUGCUGAUUAUGAACGUGUAUCAACUAAUAAUUUUAAUUAUCAUGUUACACAACGAGCAUGUGAAAAAUUAGAGACAGAAUUAAAUUCUACUACAGAUGAAAAAUGGCGGGAAAAAUUAACUGUUGAUAAAAAUGAUGAUGAACAUUAUUUAACUUAUUUAAAAACGAAAAAUGAAUAUUCAGAAAAUAAUUCAUAUGAAUGGUAUCGUAAACAUGCUGAUCAAUUAUAUAUUGAUGGUUGUUUUAUUCUUGCUAUUCGAUGUUAUACAUUUUGUAUUGAAUUUCAAUCUACUACAACAUAUUCUUAUUUAAAACGAGCUGCAUGUUAUUUAAAUGUAUUUGAGCCACAAAAAGCAAUUGAUGAUUGUGAUAUAGUAUUAAAAGAAGAUAAAAAUAAUUUUUAUGCUUUAUAUCAUAAAGCAUCAGCAUAUAAAAUGUCUCGUGAUGAUCGUUUGCAUGAAUUAAUAUUAAAAGAAUGUAUAAAAUUACAACCACAUAAUCAAAUUAUUCUUUCAGAAUAUUAUACAUGUCGACGUGAACAAAUUCCAAGAGAAAAACGACGUAUACGAACAAAUCAAAUAAUAUCAAAAGUAAAUAAUGAUAAUAGUCUUUCAUAUAAUGAACUUGAACAAAUACGUUUAAAUAAAAUAUAUUCAAAUACAUUAUUAAAUUCAAAUGAUAUUAAAGAUCAAUGUUCAUUUAUUCUUCAUUUACCAGAAAAAAAUUCUCUUCAAUCAUUUGAUUGUGCAACAAUAAAAUUAAUUGAAAUAAUUAUUAAUAUUAGUCGUAUAAUGAUUCAAGCUGAACAACAUUAUCAACAAGAACAUAAAUCAGAAAUAUUAUCAUUUUCAUAUAUAAAAUUUUGUUUUCAUAUUCUUGUUGAAUUAACAAAACUUCCGCAAAUUGAUAUAGUUUUAUCAACAAUUGAUGAAAAUUAUCGAGCACUACUUGAUGAUUUACUUUCAUAUUAUUCAUCUAUAUCAUCAAUAUUUAAUGAUAUUGAACAAUUAAAUCGAUUAAAAAAAUUGUGA